AUGUCUGGUGCGGAUUCCGCCCAGGGGGACGCACCCCGCGAUCCUAUUACCGAUAAUACUUCUACCCCUCCGGGCCAGACAUUGACCGGGAAACAAGAGCAUUAUCUCAAACGGGAGCUCAUAUCCGAACAGGUUAACUGGGAGGUUUCCGAACUGAAUUCCCCAACCGCGCUUCGUAGAUUCGGUGCGCCAUUCAAGUCAGAUUUAGGUGAAAUAUCACCUUAUGAUUCUGAGCUCCCUAUCUUACGCUAUAUAUUCGUAAACCAUAUACGGGAGUUUCCAUUCCUGGAUAAGGCGAAGGAGAAGGAGUUCUGGCAGGACAAGUUACAAGUGUUCCUCGAGUCGUUCGCUAGCAAGAGCAUCUCAUCCUCGGAGGACCGCUUAGAAGAGACCAAGCGUCGCAAGCUCGCUUUAAAAUGUCGCAAGUUGGUCGAACUGAUGAUGGUGUCGGGGGUCCCUACGGCCUCCGGGUUCGAGGAGCGAAUAAGAUUCGCUGAGAUGGAAAUUGUCGAUCGCGAUGCGAUUGAGACAGGCUUGUUGAAUUCCAUGCCCGAAGGAAAUUAUGUCAAUGGAUGGGACGUCAAUGUUGCUGGAGUGCGCAUUACUCUCGUCAAAAGAAAUAUCAGGCGCCAUAAGCAUGCGGAGUUCAUAUUGCGCGUGAAGCGAAAAGGCGAGAUUGAACAUUACAUAGGUAGACGGUAUGGCGAUUUUGCCCGGCUACAUAAACAACUGAGGACGGAACUCCCUGGCAAAGUUCUCCCUCCGUUACCAAAGAAGAAUAAAUCAGAUACGUCCGCAUCAGGUCUGAUGUCGCGCAUGACGGAUGGGGGUUAUGACUCUGACAUUUCGUCCAUCUCAUCCGUUUCUACCAAUGCUCCUGGACCUCGAAGCAAUGGGUUCAGGGAUUCGAUGAACUUGACAGUCCGAGAUCAUCGUCGAAAUCGGUCGAUAGCGUCUGGUCGAACAUCGCCACGCCCAUCUAUGGACGGUAGUGCGAGCCCGAUUCAAAGUCCUAGAAGUCCUAAAUUUGAAAAUGCAAUCCUUUGGCGUGAAGAUCAGCGUAUAUCGCUAAGAGCUUACUUGCGAUAUCUUCUGCAUAACCCGCAAAUUGCACAGACGAAGGCCUUGCAUCAGUUCCUAACACAUGACCCGAUCACGCCAACCGACGCAGACGUUGAGGACAUCGUCCGACGAAAAGCUGUUGACGAGAAGCGUGUAGAAGAACAGAAGCAAUUCUACGAAAUCGCGAGGAAGAGAGCUGCCGAGCUAGAUGUGUAUAUGGAGCAGUUCCGACAAGACAUCGUUGAGCGCAAUGGGUUAACAAUGCUUCUUCAAGAGAUCAAAGAGAAGGAUACCAUUCAAGAUCUAAGCCUACAAUAUCAGAAGUUUGCUGAAUGGCUUCGCAUUGAAGUGGCCGCUACCAUUUACCAUUUAUUCCUUGCUGAAGACAACUCGCCGGAACUGUUUGCGCAGCUCAAGCGAAUCCACUCCUUAAUACCGUACUCAAUCAUGAAAAAUGUAAUUCGUCUUGCGAAUCCAGCUGUCGUAAUGUCAGCGGCACUCGACAUUUUCCUGGCGCAACCAUUUGGGUCUCGCUCUCUAAUGCAACGUAUUUUCUCGUUAACUUUGAACGACGGAAUACGGACCCAGCAGAAAUCUAUCGACGCCCUGGCUGCUAAGAUAGGAGACGAUGUGUUUGUACAAAAACUGAAACAAUUCAUUGACGCCGAGGAGCACGUCAAGGUUACAAUUCGAGAGGAAGCCGAAGCUGAGAGCGUCGAUGUUCUCGUGGCUAUAUUGCGAUCUGAUCUUUUUGAGCCGGCGCUUACUGCCGAUCAAAUUGGGAAGCUAUACAAUGCAUAUGUCGCCUUCAACAACGCAGUGGAAAAUGUCGAUGAGGAAUUCAAACAGGGAGCACAACUUUUCUCAUACCUAAAGCAGUUGAUGAAGAUGCAAACGAGACAGCGUGAUAAGCAAAUGAUGCUUAGUCUCAUUGAGGAACCUGUCACUCUACAGCUACUUCGAGAUCUCUUCACAAUCUUCUACGAACCUCUAGUGAGAGUGUAUAAGUCGGCCAACGUGUAUAACAGUAUCACCGAUUUUUCUGUUUUCAUCGAUGAUAUGAUUCAGGUUGUCGAUCAAUGUAGAGAUCAGGAUGCUUCGGCCGAUCCAAACCAGACGGUGCAAGCGUUUAUUGAUCUAUGCCAGCGCCACGAGCAUAACUUCUACAAAUUCGUUCACGAGGUCCACACGCAUGAUAAUGGUCUCUUCACACAACUUAUGGGUUGGAUCGAAGGCAUCCUAGAGUUCCUAAGAAAGGGACCCGCAGGAGGAGCAUUAGACAUCAACGCCCUUUUCGAAGGAGGUGUUACGAGCAAUAACCUCGAUAAGGAAAAAGCAAUUGAGGAGAUCAACCAGCUCAUUUCCUGGCAAGAAGCCCGCAAGAAAUGGCACCACGACAAAACUAGACAGAAAAUGGCCGCCGAGGGUUCUGUUAGCGAUGCCGGUAUGCCGGGAAUGACCAGUUUCCAAGCCAGUGAUUUUGGACUUAACAAUAUGGAUUUAGAAGACAUGAAUUACGACGAUGGAUCUGAUGACGAGGCCGAGGCCGAGAUAGAGGACGAACUGGACCCCAUUGACGCCGAAAGACGGAGGAGGGCGAAGAGACAAGACCGCCUCAAGGCUCGCGCGGGUGAACCUCAGAAACCAGUAGUUAGCGAGGUCCAUAAACUGAAGGAAAACUUCAUCGAGAUGCUACGACAGUUCUCUCGGGCGGCAAGGUGCCAAACCAGAACCUUCUCUUCCACGCGACCUGUUUCUCGAAUUAUCGCGAGCAGCCCACUACGAGCCAAGGAAGCGCCGGUACAUGUUAGCAGCAAGUACCCCGUUAUCGACCAUGAGUAUGAUGCAAUUGUUGUUGGCGCGGGCGGCUCCGGAUUGCGCGCAGCAUUCGGCCUUGCGGAGGCUGGUUUUAACACAGCCUGUAUAUCGAAGCUCUUUCCCACACGAAGUCACACAGUCGCCGCGCAAGGUGGUAUCAAUGCGGCUCUAGGAAACAUGCACGAGGACGACUGGCGGUGGCACAUGUACGAUACUGUGAAGGGUUCGGAUUGGCUCGGUGACCAAGAUGCCAUCCAUUACAUGACGAGGGAGGCUCCCGCGUCUAUUAUCGAGCUCGAGAACUAUGGUUGCCCAUUCUCCAGAACUGAAGAUGGAAGGAUCUACCAGCGUGCUUUUGGUGGCCAGUCGCAGAAGUAUGGAAAGGGUGGUCAGGCAUACCGUUGCUGUGCGGCCGCUGACCGAACGGGACACGCUCUUCUGCACACUCUUUACGGCCAAUCUCUUCGUCACAGUACUAACUACUUCAUCGAGUUCUUUGCCCUGGACCUGAUCAUGGAAGAUGGAGAAUGUCGUGGUGUCCUAGCUUACAACCAGGAAGAUGGCACGCUCCACAGAUUCCUUGCGCAGAACACUGUCUUGGCUACUGGUGGAUAUGGCCGAGCCUACUUCAGUUGUACCUCGGCACAUACUUGUACGGGUGACGGUAUGGCCAUGGUUGCCCGUGCUGGACUUCCCAACCAGGAUCUCGAAUUCGUCCAAUUCCACCCUACCGGUAUCUAUGGAGCUGGCUGUCUGAUUACGGAGGGCUCUCGUGGUGAGGGUGGUUAUCUCCUCAACUCUGAGGGUGAGCGAUUCAUGGAACGAUAUGCGCCUACCGCGAAGGAUUUGGCCAGUCGUGACGUCGUUUCACGAUCCAUGACAUUGGAAAUUCGCGAGGGGCGUGGUGUUGGUGCUGAGAAGGACCACAUCUUCCUUCAGCUGAGCCACUUGCCUGCCGAGGUCCUUGCUGAGCGUCUACCCGGUAUCUCGGAGACUGCUGCCAUCUUUGCGGGUGUUGAUGUCCGCAAGCAACCCAUUCCCGUCUUGCCUACCGUCCAUUACAACAUGGGUGGUAUCCCGACGAAAUACACCGGAGAGGUUCUUACGAUUGAUGAAGCUGGUAAUGACAAGGUUGUCCCGGGUCUAUUUGCUUGUGGCGAAGCUGCUUGCGUCUCGGUUCACGGUGCCAACCGACUUGGUGCCAACUCCCUACUAGAUCUUGUCGUAUUCGGACGAGCCGUUUCCCACACCAUCCGAGACAGGUUUACUCCUGGCACUAAGGCUAAGCCUAUCAGCGCCGAUGCUGGUGCAGGAUCGAUAGAGGUUCUAGACAAGGUCCGCAACUCUGACGGCCCCAAGAGCACAGCUGAAAUCCGACUUGCCAUGCAAAAGGCCAUGCAAACAGACGUAAGCGUCUUCCGAACCCAGGAAAGCUUGGAUGAAGGUGUAAGGAGAGUCACGGAGAUCGACGGCACAUACUCUCAAGUCGGAAUCAAGGACCGUAGCAUGAUCUGGAACUCGGAUCUCGUUGAGACACUCGAGUUACGAAACUUGCUUACUUGCGCUGUUCAAACCGCUACCUCUGCUGCCAACCGAAAGGAGUCACGUGGUGCUCAUGCACGUGAAGAUUACCCAGACCGAGACGACGAGAACUGGAUGAAGCAUACCCUUUCCUUCCAGAAGCAGCCUCAUGGCAAGGUCGAGCUUGGAUACCGAAGAGUCAUCGGCACGACGUUGGAUGAGAACGAAUGCAAGGCUGUCCCACCGUUCAAGAGAACUUACUAG
This is a messenger RNA of Annulohypoxylon truncatum, 4665 nucleotides long. Its product is annotated as succinate flavoprotein subunit. Lineage: Eukaryota; Fungi; Ascomycota; Sordariomycetes; Xylariales; Hypoxylaceae. The coding region runs from base 1 to 4665 and encodes 1554 amino acids. The transcript is spliced from 10 exons. Gene Ontology annotation, biological process: electron transport chain; tricarboxylic acid cycle. Gene Ontology annotation, molecular function: flavin adenine dinucleotide binding; oxidoreductase activity, acting on the CH-CH group of donors; phosphatidylinositol binding. The record is from RefSeq and is a predicted model, not a curated record.